GAGUUCACUUCAGUAACCCCUGGAGGGCCGAUUAAAGAGGAAUCUGUUUGUUUCUCAUGUGUGUGUGUGUUUUUUUGAAAUUUUCUGAUAACCUUUUUGGUGUUUAUCGGCAAAUGAAUAUUCAUCGUCGUGUGUGAAAUCCUCAUUUUCUAUUACGUUAAAAGACACGCAUAUGAAAAAGGGGCGCGUGACCAUCCAAAUAACUCUCUUGUGGUCACGUGACCUCUCUCGAUAGACGCACAAGUGUCGGCUCCGGUCGAGUCGCGAGUUCCAGGUCGUCGUAUAGUGGUGUUUUAGUGUCGGUAGAACGUGUGUGCUCAAAGCAAAGUGAUAAAACUUAAUUAAUAAUUGAAAAUUAAACUUGGAUCAUGAUUUCUCCUGUGUUUUAUUCGUACGUGUACUCUUAAGAUUCAGUGUGUUACAAAAAUCAUCGACAAGUGAAAAAAUUGUUGUGACAAGUGUGAAAAAAUUGCGGUAGAAAAUUCUUUGGAGAAUGUUUUUCUUGUGUAAGAUGUGGGACGCAACGAUAGACGUCGCACGAAGACAAAAUGGGGCCUGUUAAUCAGGCCCGGAAGAAAGCUGGGGUCCGAUCCGCGGAGGUAUGGAUGUCAUCAGUGAUGGGGACGAGCAAACCCUCCAGGCAAUUCUCGGACGAGGCGAUUUUGUUGGAGGAAUAGACAAUGAGGCGUUGGAUUUCUCACAAUUGGAAGAUUUCAUCAAUAGCGAUAGUGAGCAACCGGCAACAUAUUUUGCUGAUACCCUUGCUCACAAUGAGGACGGUGGACCAAACAAUCAUGGAAAUCGCGUGGAAACAUCAAACAACCAACAACCACCUGCAAGGUUACCAACACCGAUAACGCAAAAUCAUUCGGUUCCAACAACAUGCACUUCCGGUACCACUCCUGUGCCUUCCGGUACUAUUUAUAAGGAUCCUCAAACAUACGUUCAUCCUCAUUCAUUACCAGAAAGUCCGCCAGACAGUGGUAGUGAGCCUCCUUACUCUCCACCCGGACAUCACGACUCUCAACAUGUACAUUCACCGCAUCAAAAGGCAUCUUUACAAGAAAUCCUUCUUCAUCAUCAAGGGAACACAUCGAAUUACACGUCUGGUUUGUUGCCAUCGUCACCAAGAACACUGGCACCAGUUUCAGAUCCGCUUUUACUGACCCAUCCAGUUUUGACGCCUCUUUUGACGCCAAAUACAUUGACUCUUUCAAAUCAACAACAGCAACAACAACAACAACAAUUGGGAACACCUUUGGUACCAUUACCUCAUGAACAUAGUCCCAAUAAUACUGGUAUCACUACUUUGUAUUCGUCACUUCAAUCGGCACCCAAAAAAAGAAAACUCAGCCAAGAUGGUCUCGUACACGUCAAACAAGAACCAGAAUUGGGAACGGUGGAAAGAAGUUGCAGUAGUAAUAGUACAGUGCUUGAAGGCGAUGAAGUUACAGGCGAUAGUAAUUACAUUGAUGCGAGUUAUCAAUGCAUUCGUUUUCAUCCUUUUCAACAAACUUCUUGGCAUGCUCUCUGUGAUCACAAUCUUAAAGAACUCCCUGUUCCGCAUUAUCGUGUUGACGCUGAUAAGGGAUUUAAUUUUAGUAAUUCUGAUGAUGCCUUCGUUUGUCAGAAGAAAAAUCAUUUUCAAAUUACUUGCCACGCGCAGCUUCAAGGAGAGGCUGUAUUCGUCAGAACCAGUGAGGGUCUCAAAAAGAUUAGCAGUUUUCAGCUUCAUUUUUAUGGCGUCAAAGUUGAAUCUCCAACGCAAACAAUUCGAGUCGAACAAAGUCAAAGUGACAGGAGCAAAAAACCAUUUCAUCCUGUGGUAGCUGGUUUCAGGGUGGAAUUGGGUGGCGAACGCGUCACCAAAGUGACGGUUGGUCGUUUACAUUUUAGCGAAACGACAAGUAAUAAUAUGCGUAAAAAAGGUAAACCAAAUCCAGAUCAACGUUAUUUUCAUUUGGUCGUUGGAUUACAUGCGCAUACGGCUGAUCAGGCGAGUUAUCAAGUUGUUGCUCACGCAUCGGAGAGAAUAAUUGUCAGGGCGAGUAAUCCGGGACAAUUUGAAUCGGAAGGAACUGGCGUUGGAGUUGAGGGUGGAUGGCAACGUGGAGCAGCUCCCGAUAGUGUUUAUCAUGCAGGACGAGUUGGAAUCAAUACAGAUCGACCCGAUGAAGCUUUAGUCGUUCAUGGAAAUAUGAAGGUAACGGGACAUAUUGUCCAACCAAGUGACGCGAGAGCAAAGCAAAAUGUUCAAGAGCUUGAUACACGUGAACAAUUAAGAAAUGUUCAACAAUUGCGAGUUGUACGUUAUCGUUAUGCGCCGGAAUUUGCCCUUCAUUCGGGACUUGGUGUAAAAUCACAGGAGGACACUGGUGUAAUUGCACAGGAAGUGCAGCAAAUUUUACCAGAAGCUGUUUUGCCAGCUGGUGAUAUUGUUCUUCCAAAUGGACAGAGAAUUGAAAAUUUUCUUGUUGUCAAUAAGGAGAGAAUUUUUAUGGAAAAUGUCGGUGCUGUUAAAGAAUUGUGUAAAGUCACUGACAGUUUGGAAACACGAAUCGAUCAAUUGGAGAGAAUUAAUAAACGAUUGGCAAAAUUAAAAAGAGGUGAUAGUCUCAAGAGUUCAAUUAGUACAGUAUCUAGUAUAGCAAGUAGUAAAUAUUCGUCGCCAAUUAAUGCAAAGUCAUCGUUACCAAAAUCAAAACGCUUUGAAAAAGAUGAGGAACUUCUUUGCAGUAAUAAAUUCAUACAGAUUAUCAUUGUUAUUCUUAUUCUCAUCAUGGCAUUUUGUCUCGUGGCGAUGGCGACUUUGUAUUUUCUGGAAUUUCAAAAACGUAGUAGUUUAGAAUGGUCAGCAGUGGCGAGUGGUGGAAUUUUGGCAAUAGCGCCAGCUCACAUACCAAGUUCACAAUCAACGCCUGAUUAUGAAUCGCGUUUCAAUCCACUUUUGUACAGUACACCAUCGCCUUACACGAGGCAUGGGACAUUUACGAGAGGAGUCGAUGGUCAUACAUUAUUGAAAAAUGCCCUUUCCACUCAAUCACCAAAUACAAAACAACAAUUGUAUUCACAAGAAAUUACUUGGUAUCCCGUUGGAUAUUCGGGUUCACAAAAUAAACAUGACAAAAAUAGUGAAUUUCCAAAUAAUUGGCUUGGUAAAAAUGUCGCUGGUGCUGUUCCUAGUCAUGUUGAUGAAAAUGAUCAAAGUUCAGAUAUUGAUGCUCCACCGACGAAUAAGGGACCAGUUCCUUUAGGAAGACCCGCCGAUUGUCCUGUUCAUUUUACUGAACUCGAAAGUCCUUGUCAGAUUUAUUGCUGCACUGCUGAAAUUCAUCAACUUGAAGAAGCGCGUCCUGAUCAUCCACCUGAGAAAAAAUCCAUUUCUGAUCAUUUGGAGCAACCUGUUAGUAUUCAUGAGGAGAAGAGAAAGCUCAGUAAAGGUUUACAGAAUGGAAUAAGUCCAUCUGAUCCCAGUACACAGACUCUCGUGAAAGAGAACAAUUAUAAAUAUCUUCACAAGAGAUCAAGAAGAGAAGCUGGAAGUGGUGGCGAUUGGGGAGAAGUUGCAAGUAAUGCCUUACCACACGAACCAAAACCACAAUUACAUAUUGUUGCAAAAAGUUUUAAUGCAUCUCUCGAUCAACGAUAUUGUUCAUCAACAUCAUCGAAUACGGCAAAUAAUAUAAGUUGCAUUGUUCCACUUUCGAAACAUAUGCCAGAUACUCAUCUCACGUUACAUUUUGUAGGAAUGCCGUGGUAUUGGCAAAUUGUUCAACAAUGUCCAAUGCCAUCGAAUGCAGCUGUUGAUGAAGCGAUGGUUUGUGGAUGGAGUUAUUCGAUGCAACAUCAAACGCAAUAUACUGAAAAUACUAAUCAACCUGGGGAUCAAGCAUUUUCACUGGAUGUUGCUCAUUAUUUAAGAAAGACACUCAGGUUCCGAGUGCCCACUGUUCAGCCUCAAGAUAAUAUUUGCAAAAAUAGACAUGGAAGUGACUAUUUGGAAUUUACAUUACAUUUUUAUCGAGAUUGUGACGAGUGAAUUAUUUUUUUUUCCUUUUUUUUUUGCGCAAGAACAAAUAAAUUAUUCAGUGAAUAAUUAAAAAAUCAGAAUUUUUGGAAUGGUGCCUCACACAAUUCAGAGAUAUUUUAUUCUUAAGUGCAAAGCACAAAAUAUUGAUCUGAAAAAUCUGCAUGAACCUCGUAUUAAUUUUUGUACAGAAUUUAUGAUAAGAAGUGCUUUAAACAGGGGGGAGGGGGGCAAGAAAGUGGAAAAAAAAGCACCAGUCAAUGGGUGCUGUUCUUAUUUAAAAUGUUAAAUUUAAUUGUAGAAAAUAGUCUUAUUUACGGUGCAGAAUUAAAAAAAUAA
Messenger RNA from Leptopilina boulardi, 4366 nucleotides. RefSeq names its product myelin regulatory factor-like protein. The transcript has 17 exons. Gene Ontology annotation, biological process: protein autoprocessing; positive regulation of DNA-templated transcription. NCBI's taxonomy places the organism in Eukaryota, Metazoa, Arthropoda, Insecta, Hymenoptera, Figitidae. Gene Ontology annotation, cellular component: endoplasmic reticulum membrane; nucleus. The coding region runs from base 602 to 4039 and encodes 1145 amino acids. Gene Ontology annotation, molecular function: sequence-specific DNA binding; DNA-binding transcription factor activity. The record is from RefSeq and is a predicted model, not a curated record.